Messenger RNA from Colletotrichum truncatum, 1581 nucleotides. Its product is annotated as RNA polymerase rpb1 c-terminal repeat domain protein. The record is from RefSeq and is a predicted model, not a curated record. NCBI's taxonomy places the organism in Eukaryota, Fungi, Ascomycota, Sordariomycetes, Glomerellales, Glomerellaceae.
AUGGCAGCAGAAUCCAAAACCAAGACUGCCACCAAUGGCACCGUCAACGGCAACACCAAGGCUUCCUUCAAAGGCACAAAGCUGUACGAGACCAUCCGCAACAUGGUAUCUUCGGCAAACGCCGUCAGCAGCGAGCUAAGUAACCUGCCUGACCUCGAGAAGCUCAUGGAGAGCGAGAAGAGGCUCCGCAAGGAAGUCGAGGACAAGAACGCGGAAAUCGAAAAGGUCAGGCAGGACACGGACAAAGAAAUAGCAGACAAGAACAAGGAAAUAGAAACCAUCAAGAAAGAGACUGAAGAGCAGAUCAAAGCCGUUCGGAAAGAGACGAACGAAGAGAUUGGCAAGAUCAGAGCUGAUCUCGAAGCGGAAAAGCUUGCCAGACACGUCUUGAUUACGGACUUUGAGGCCAGAGCCGGGGUGCACGACCAGACCAAGGCCGAGGGCACCGCCGCCAGCCAAAAGCUGGCGGAAGCUCUGCAGAAUCUCCAGACUAAAGAAGGGGAGGUCGAGGCGGCGAGACAAAGGGUUGCGGAGCUGCAGCAGGCGUCUGACAAGUCGUUGGCGCAAGUCGAAGCCUUGAACGUGGAGAAGGAUAAGAUUAUGAGAGAAAAGAAGCUCCUCUCUGCAGAUUUGCAAUCGAGGGAAGCGGAAAUCGUCAUAUUCGAGUCGGAUCUGCAUCAGCUGCAAAGAGAUGUUGGUGUCAACCUCUUGAAAGACUAUACCGAACGCGAGCUCAACCAAUUUCGUCGUGAUGUGGAGGCUUUUGCCGAGGAAUCCCGAAGUCUUGUAGUCGAGUUCUUCAAGGAACCCGACAACACACUGAACACCAUCAGCCUGCCCCAGCAACUGGAUUACCUUAAGCAAGUCCCGCUGCCCAGGGCCGGCUCCACCCCUGACCUCCGGUGCCUCGUUGCCCAAGCCAUCAUCGCAAAGUACCUCCGCUCCCAUAUCUUUCAGCCUUUCUUCCUCCCUCCGGACGUCCACGGCGCAGGCAGUGCCCUUUUAGAUUACCUCAGCGAAGACGUCCAGCGCGCCACCAUCUUCCGGUGUCAGAUCCUCGCCGCCUGCCAGCGCAACGGCUCAGCCAAGGUCGUCGCCAACAUUGCCAAGGACGCGGUGUACCGCGAGCUGUGCGCUUUCGUCCCCGCGACCAGGUACCUCGCGCUCCAGCAGCGGCUGACCAAGUUCUUCGAGGACGGCGCGAAGCUGUGGGGCGAGGUGCAGCGCUCGAGGCAGUUCAUCCUCUCUGAGUCCCUCGAGGACGAGGACAUUGAGGAGUUUGACGACGAGACUCAGAGGCCCAGGUUGUGGGAGGAGUACGGCACGAGGUCGAGGAGCACCGCGGGCGGUCCCGGAGAGGUCGUCGCCACGCUGUUCCCGCAGAUCGUCAUUGAAGUCAACGACGACAUCGUGAACAUCCUCCACCCUGGCGUCGGGUUGUGGUCUGACCAGACGGUGGUUUUGGCUGCCACCCAGGCGCAGGCGAGGGGACAGGUAAACGGGAGGGUGAACGUUGAGGGAGCUAGGCCUCACAGCCAGAGGCGUAGGUCGAGUUCCAGCGCGCCGUCGGGCAGGCCGUGA